ACAAUGCACAGGGCGGCGGCGGCGGCGGCGGCGGCGGCGACUGCUAGGGAGGUAGCCGGGGCGGCUAGAGCAGCAGCAGCGGCAGCGGCAGCGGCAGCAAGCAGCAAGCAGCAAGCAGCAAGCAGCAGCAAGCAGCAGCAGCAGCAAGAACAGCAGCAGCAAGAGCAGGAGCAGCAGAGGCAGCGGCAGCGGCAGUGGCAGUGGCAGCAGUAGCUUUGCCCGAGGCGUGGGGACAGCUCCAGGGCUCUAGUUCACGAGAGAUGGCCAGCGCCUAAGGUCGGCUGCCUAAAUAAUCCUCGCCCUGCCGGGAGGCUGCCCAAGCUUCUUUGGCUGCGGGGAGUGGCGGCGGCUCAUGCGGGAUUCGGCCUCAGCAGAAGACAUAGAGGCGCUGGUGGUCGGAGGAGCGUUAGGAGCAUCGGCUUGGGGACGAGGCCCGAGCGGGCGCCGCCAGCACCAUGGCCGCGUCCGAGCUCUACACAAAGUUUGCCAGGGUUUGGAUACCUGAUCCUGAAGAAGUCUGGAAAUCAGCAGAGCUGCUCAAAGAUUAUAAACCAGGAGAUAAAGUGCUUCAGCUACGCCUUGAGGGAGGCAAGGACUUGGAAUAUCGCCUAGAUUCAAAGACAAAAGAAUUACCUCACUUGCGGAACCCUGAUAUUCUUGUGGGUGAAAAUGACCUUACAGCUCUCAGUUAUCUUCAUGAACCAGCUGUGCUCCAUAAUCUCAGAGUCCGUUUUAUUGAUUCCAAACUUAUUUAUACCUAUUGUGGUAUUGUUUUAGUAGCUAUAAAUCCCUAUGAACAGCUGCCUAUCUAUGGCGAAGAUAUCAUUAAUGCAUAUAGUGGCCAGAACAUGGGAGAUAUGGAUCCUCACAUCUUUGCUGUGGCAGAAGAGGCUUAUAAGCAGAUGGCCAGGGAUGAACGGAAUCAGUCUAUCAUUGUAAGUGGAGAGUCUGGUGCAGGAAAGACAGUCUCUGCUAAGUAUGCCAUGAGAUACUUUGCAACUGUGAGUGGUUCUGCCAGUGAAGCCAAUGUUGAAGAGAAAGUCCUAGCUUCUAACCCCAUUAUGGAGUCAAUUGGAAAUGCUAAGACAACGAGGAAUGAUAAUAGCAGCCGUUUUGGAAAAUAUAUUGAAAUUGGUUUUGAUAAGAGAUAUCGAAUUAUUGGUGCCAACAUGAGAACUUAUCUAUUGGAAAAAUCCAGAGUGGUGUUCCAGGCAGAAGAGGAGAGAAACUAUCAUAUUUUCUACCAGCUGUGUGCCUCAGCAAAGUUACCUGAAUUUAAAAUGCUACGAUUAGGCAAUGCUGAUUUCUUCCACUACACAAAGCAAGGAGGCAGCCCCAUAAUUGAAGGGAUCGAUGAUGCUAAGGAAAUGAUGCAUACAAGGCAGGCCUGUACUUUACUAGGAAUUAAUGAGUCCUAUCAGAUGGGAAUUUUCCGAAUACUUGCUGGCAUCCUUCACCUAGGCAAUGUUGGGUUUACUUCCCGGGACUCAGAUAGCUGCUCAGUACCUCCAAAACAUGAACCUCUUAGCAUUUUCUGUGAACUUAUGGGAGUUGAAUAUGAAGAAAUGUCUCAUUGGCUUUGCCAUAGGAAGCUGGCUACUGCAACUGAGACCUACAUCAAACCAAUUUCUAAGUUGCAGGCCACUAAUGCUCGGGAUGCCUUGGCCAAACAUAUUUAUGCUAAGCUCUUUAACUGGAUUGUAGAUCAUGUCAAUCAAGCUCUCCAUUCUGCUGUAAAGCAACACUCUUUUAUUGGAGUAUUGGAUAUCUACGGGUUUGAAACAUUUGAGAUAAAUAGCUUUGAACAAUUUUGCAUUAAUUAUGCUAAUGAGAAACUACAGCAACAAUUCAACAUGCAUGUCUUUAAGUUAGAACAAGAAGAAUAUAUGAAGGAACAAAUUCCAUGGACUCUCAUAGAUUUUUAUGACAAUCAACCCUGUAUUAACCUUAUAGAAGCAAAACUGGGUAUUCUGGAUUUGUUGGAUGAAGAAUGCAAGAUGCCUAAAGGUUCAGAUGACACAUGGGCCCAGAAGUUAUACAACACACAUUUGAACAAAUGUGCACUCUUUGAAAAACCCCGUAUGUCCAACAAAGCUUUUAUCAUUCAGCACUUUGCUGACAAAGUUGAAUACCAAUGCGAAGGCUUUUUGGAGAAGAAUAAAGAUACAGUUUUUGAAGACCAAAUUAAAGUUCUUAAAUCAAGCAAGUUUAAAAUGCUCCCAGAAUUAUUUCAAGAUGAUGAAAAAGUCAUUAGUCCCUCUUCAGCUACCCCUUCUGGACGUACUCCCCUUUCCAGGACUCCAAUAAAGCCAACCAAGGUCAAACCAGGCCAAUCAACCAAAGAGCAUAAGAAAACUGUGGGACAUCAGUUCAGAAACUCUCUACAUCUGCUGAUGGAGACCCUCAAUGCUACAACUCCCCAUUAUGUGCGCUGUAUUAAACCAAAUGACUUCAAGUUUCCAUUUACGUUUGAUGAAAAGCGGGCGGUACAGCAGUUGAGGGCAUGCGGCGUCUUGGAAACCAUCCGAAUUAGUGCAGCAGGCUUUCCCUCCAGGUGGACAUAUCAAGAAUUUUUUAGUCGCUAUCGUGUCUUGAUGAAGCAAAGAGAUGUACUUAGUGAUAGGAAGCAGACGUGCAAAAAUGUAUUAGAGAAACUGAUACUGGAUAAAGAUAAAUACCAGUUUGGUAAGACCAAGAUAUUUUUCCGAGCGGGGCAAGUGGCUUAUUUGGAAAAAAUAAGGGCAGAUAAGUUGAGGGCUGCCUGCAUCCGCAUUCAGAAGACAAUUCGGGGCUGGUUGUUGCGGAAGAAGUACCUCCGUAUGAAGAAGGCGGCAAUUACUAUUCAGAGAUAUGUUCGAGGCUACCAGGCGCGAUGCUAUGCCAAGUUUUUGCGCAGAACCAAUGCAGCCACUGUCAUUCAGAAGUACUGGCGAAUGUAUGUGGUCCGAAAAAGGUACCAAACCAGACGAGCAGCCACCAUCAUUCUCCAGUCUCACUUACGAGGCUAUAUGGCUAGAAAUAGAUUUCGUAAGAUCCUUCGUGAACAUAAGGCCAUCAUCAUCCAGAAGCAUGUGCGUAGCUGGCUGGCUCGGCUGCACUACAAAAGGUGCCUAAAGGCCAUCGUCUACCUCCAGUGCUGUUUCCGACGAAUGAUGGCCAAGAGAGAGUUGAAGAAGUUAAAGAUUGAGGCUCGCUCUGUUGAGCGCUACAAGAAGCUACAUAUUGGUAUGGAAAAUAAGAUUAUGCAGCUACAACGCAAAGUUGAUGAACAGAACAAAGAUUACAAAUGCCUGCUGGAGAAGCUCACCACCUUGGAAGGGACAUAUAACUCAGAAACUGAAAAACUACGCAAUGACCUGGACCGCCUUCACCUCAGUGAGGAGGAGGCCAAGAUUGCCACAAGUAAGGUCCUCAGUCUCCAAGAAGAGAUCACGAAGCUCCGGAAAGACUUAGAUCGAACUCGGUCAGAGAAAAAAACUAUUGAGGAGAAGGCGGACAAGUACAAACAAGAAACAGAGCUGCUGGUGUCAAAUCUAAAAGAAGAAAAUACAUUGCUGAAAAAGGAAAAAGAGACACUCAACCAUCUUAUUUCUGAGCAGGCAAAGGAAAUAACAGAGACCAUGGAGAAGAAGUUAAUAGAAGAAACAAAACAGUUAGAACUUGAUCUAAAUGAUGAAAGGUUGAGGUACCAGAACCUUCUGAAUGAAUUUAGUCGUCUAGAGGAGCGGUAUGAUGAUCUCAAGGAAGAGAUGACCCUCAUGGUGCAUGUACCUAAGCCAGGACACAGAAGAACUGACUCUACCCACAGCAGCAAUGAAUCUGAAUAUACAUUUAGCUCUGAAAUUACAGAGACUGAAGACAUUCCAUUUAGGAUGGAAGAGCCAAGUGAAAAGAAGGCACCUCUGGACAUGUCCUUGUUCCUUAAGCUCCAGAAGAGGGUAACUGAAUUAGAACUGGAAAAGCAAUCCAUGCAAGAUGAACUGGACCGAAAGGAGGAGCAGUUGCUCCGAAGCAAGGCUAAGGAAGAAGAAAGACCUCAGAUUAGAGGUGCUGAACUGGAAUAUGAAUCACUCAAGCGUCAAGAACUGGAAUCAGAAAAUAAGAAACUAAAGAAUGAGCUGAAUGAGUUACGUAAAGCCCUCAGUGAAAAAGGUGCUCCAGAAGUGACUGCUCCAGGUGCUCCUGCCUACAGAGUCCUCAUGGAGCAGCUGACUUCGGUCAGUGAAGAGCUGGAUGUUAGGAAAGAAGAAGUCCUCAUCCUGAGGUCUCAGCUGGUGAGCCAGAAAGAGGCCAUUCAGCCCAAGAAUACAAUGACAGAUUCCACAAUCCUUUUAGAAGAUGUACAGAAAAUGAAAGACAAAGGAGAAAUUGCACAGGCAUACAUUGGACUGAAGGAAACAAACAGAUCAUUCCCUAUGGAUUGCCAUGAGCUGAAUGAGGAUGAAGAGCUGUGGCUGGUUUAUGAAGGGUUAAAACAAGCCAACAGACUCUUGGAAUCUCAACUCCAGUCCCAGAAAAAGAGCCACGACAAUGAAACGGAGGCAUUACGGGGAGAGAUUCAGAGUCUAAAGGAGGAAAAUAAUCGCCAGCAGCAGCUAUUGGCUCAGAACCUACAAUUACCACCUGAGGCCCGGAUCGAAGCCAGCCUUCAGCAUGAGAUUACCCGGCUGACAAAUGAAAAUUUGUAUUUUGAGGAAUUAUAUGCAGCUGACCCUAAGGAUUAUCAAUCAUAUCGGAUAUCACUUUACAAACGGAUCAUUGAUUUGAUGGAACAACUUGAAAAACAGGAUAAGACUGUCCGGAAACUGAAGAAACAGCUGAAAGUAUUUGCUAAGAAAAUUGGAGAACUGGAAGUGGGACAGAUGGAGAACAUAUCCCCUGGGCAGAUCAUUGAUGAACCUAUCCGUCCAGUGAACAUUCCCAGGAAAGAGAAGGAUUUCCAAGGAAUGUUGGAAUAUAAGAAGGAUGAUGAGCAAAAACUUGUCAAGAAUCUCAUCCUGGACUUGAAACCACGUGGAGUAGCUGUCAAUUUGAUCCCUGGGUUGCCAGCCUACAUUCUAUUUAUGUGUGUCCGACAUGCUGACUACCUGAAUGAUGAUCAGAAAGUGAGGUCAUUGCUGACAUCAACAAUUAACAGCAUUAAAAAAGUUUUGAAGAAAAGAGGUGAUGAUUUUGAAACCGUUUCCUUCUGGCUUUCGAAUACCUGCCGAUUUCUGCACUGUUUGAAGCAAUACAGUGGAGAAGAGGGCUUUAUGAAGCAUAAUACUCCUCGCCAGAAUGAACACUGCCUCACCAACUUUGACCUGGCUGAGUACCGACAGGUGCUGAGUGACUUGGCAAUUCAGAUCUACCAGCAGCUUGUCCGAGUCUUAGAAAACAUCCUGCAGCCAAUGAUUGUUUCUGGCAUGCUGGAGCAUGAAACCAUCCAGGGAGUGUCAGGAGUGAAGCCCACGGGGCUCCGCAAGAGGACCUCCAGCAUUGCAGACGAAGGCACCUAUACGUUGGACUCUAUCCUUCGGCAGCUGAACUCCUUCCAUUCCGUCAUGUGUCAGCAUGGCAUGGACCCAGAACUGAUCAAGCAAGUGGUCAAGCAGAUGUUCUACAUUGUGGGUGCCAUUACUUUGAAUAAUCUUCUCCUGCGAAAGGAUAUGUGCUCUUGGAGCAAGGGCAUGCAGAUCAGGUACAAUGUCAGUCAAUUAGAAGAAUGGCUCCGUGACAAGAAUCUGAUGAAUAGUGGGGCCAAAGAAACCUUAGAGCCCCUCAUUCAAGCUGCCCAGCUUUUGCAAGUGAAAAAGAAAACAGAUGAAGAUGCUGAAGCCAUUUGUUCCAUGUGUAAUGCUUUAACUACUGCACAGAUUGUAAAAGUUUUGAAUUUGUAUACUCCAGUUAAUGAAUUUGAGGAAAGAGUCUCCGUAUCAUUUAUACGUACUAUACAGAUGCGUUUACGAGACAGGAAAGACUCUCCUCAGCUGCUCAUGGAUGCGAAACAUAUUUUCCCUGUUACCUUUCCUUUUAACCCAUCCUCCCUUGCGCUAGAAACGAUUCAGAUCCCCACCAGCCUGGGUUUGGGGUUCAUUGCGAGAGUCUGAACCAGGACCCAAACACAGGCAGAUGCUGCUGACAAUAGUUUCUUGCUUGAAAUAAGAACCCAUUAUUUCCAGUGAGCUACUGAAAACACAUUUUUUUUAAAGGAAAAAAAAAACUGCAUAUUUCCCCAACUAUAGGUGGAUAACUGGAAAUCUCCUUAGAAUACCUGGACUGCCCUGGAUAGAAAAGCAUGCUCUUGUAUGACACAUCGCUUUCAGAGUGACAUUUCCAUAUCCAACCUUUAGGCAUCCAGAGUUGGAAUUCAGAUGAAUGGUGAGAAAGAAACAGUCAUCAACUGCCAGACUCCAUUUUAAAUCCUUAGCACCUCCUUUAAAUAGCAUAAAUUAAUACAUAAUCCAUCUGUGAGUUAUUGAUAGACAGGGAGCAAAGAGGACCACCACCAGGCUAAAUGAAAGAUCUGAAAGAAAGAGAAACUGUAGUUAAAUACGUAGUAAUUAAGGCAUCAAUUAUGUUUAUAACUUGUCAAACUGGAAUGGAGAAAUAAACUGGCAAACUAUGAAGUAAUUUUUCAAAUAACUUCCUUAUUUGUGAUUAUGUCACUAUAAUAUAAAGUGUGAGAUAUCAAGAGAUUUCUUGACUUACUGUGUAGCGUAGGUCUUCUUUGGUUGGUACUCUAGUUUUACCAGGCAUUUUAAAUUGUUGCUGCUUAUAGUGUUCUUUUUAAUGUACACAGUAUUCUUCUUAGGCACUACAGUAAUAAUAUUCUCUUUUAUCAACUUUGUUUACAAUCCAAUACAGUCCAUUAUUCUAACUGGAUCAUAUGCAAUUGUCAGCAAAUAUCAGCUACAUAAGAAAAUGGUAACCAAGCACAAGUAGCACACUGGAAGUAACAGGCUAGUUUUUGUUUAAGGAGUCUUAUUCAAAUAUUUGAUAUGUAAGAGAUAGAAUUAACAAAAUGCUUUUUCUUAUUUAUUCAAAAUUAUGUUAACAGAGAUGUGUGUGAAUAUGUGUGUGUGUGUGUGUGUGCAUACACACACACACCUCCAUAUAAUGUUUUUGCUGGGUUGAUAUCACUUAAGUCUUCUGUCAAGUGUCUGGUUUUAAAUGUUGAUUGAGAUGCCUACAGUGCAUGUUUUUAACUUUCGAUUUCAUUUUCUUUGGUUUAUUUCUUCAAAAUGUAAUCUCAGUCAGGUAUGUAGAAAAGAAGGUUGGAAUGUAAUCAUGAUCCAGAUUUGCAUGAUUGUCGUGAGACAGAUUAGUCUAUAAAUUAAAAAUAAGAAAAUAAGAAAAAUAAGAAAAGAAAAACAAUAAAUACUUACACUCUACCUUUACAAUUACUGCAUCUGCUCUCAGAUAUCCCUAGACUUUAAGAAGGCAUCAUGCUUGGAAGUUGGAUGUUAUUCAGUUCUGCAAAGGAUUUUGUUCUCAAGUACCAAAAUCUGUAAGGAAAAGUUGAAUGCUGUACUUCUAAUUUACAUCCUCUCCAGAAUAUUUUUUUUCCUCAGAUCACGUAGUAAAAUUAAACUCUCAUUUUGAGAUAUACAAAAACAAAUCUUCAGGUUUUCACCACAAGCUCUAGUCUCAAGUAGUGUUUUGUGAUCAGAGGACAUAACUGUUAGAUACUUUUGUAAGAUUACCUUAUUGAAGUAUACUGUGAAAUAUUGUGAUGAGAAAAUGAAUAUUUUCAAUUUAAUGACAAAGCUUAUUAUGAAAAGAAAAAUACUGUAUUGUUGUCACUUCAUCGACUAGGCCUUAGCUUCCUCAUUGAUAAACUAAGGGAACUGCUGUAGAUAAAGGGCCUACAUAUUUUUUCAAUGGUAGACUGAUGAGAUGAGAAACCCUUGGGAGUGUGAACCACAUGAAAUCCUACAAUUAAAAUUGCCAGUUGAUCCCAUCCUUCUGGCAUGAUACAUGGCAGCAGUCAGCUCCACCAGGGUGUGAGCAGACAGGUGAUUCAUACCUUCCAGCCUACUCUUUUCAUAAGUCAAGAAAACAAAAACAUUUGGAGUUAAAAAAUCUUAGCUAGACCCCUGGAAUGGGUUCAGACUGGCCAUUAGUUGGAUAUCUCAGCUUCAGAUCCUCCCUCCCCCUGCUUUUUCCUCCCCCCCUCCCAAAUCUGACAAGCAGUUCCACUGGAUUAUACGUGUAUCAUUGUUCAAAACUAUUUCUGUGUUAUUCAUAUCUGCAAUAGUGAGAUCCUUUAACAUCAAAACCCCAGUCAUAUCCCUGUCAUGUUAUGUGAUCGAUCACAUAUUUUUCUAACGCAUUUCCAUUUCCACAGUUCUUUCUCUGGAUGCGACUCUAGUAUUUUUAUAAUGGAAGCUUGAAAUCUAAUUUAUGAAGCCAGUUUGCCAUCUGCUGGACAGACUAGAAUGCAUCAGUUCUUAACUUCGAAAACUUCAAAACUAAAGCUAUUGGCUUCACCAAGAAUAAGAAUAGAAAGAAUGUCAGGAAGUGGAUGUCAACAAGAAUUUGGAUGAACAUUUGCUUGAAGACAUGCUAUGACGUAGAAAGAAUCUUCUUAAAGACAACCCCCAAGAUGAUUAACAUAAAUAUAUAGACAUAUGGCAUAUCUACACCAAGACUGUGUGAUUCUCUGGCCCAGUGCUUCGAGGUGGCUUGCAAUAAAUCAGGAAUCAUCUGUACAUUUGAAAAGGAAUAUUUUUGUCCGGCACAUGAUCUGACUUUAUAUUCUUGGCUAACUUAAUUUGGGUACUUUAUAGAAAUAUCAAUUUUCUUCACUUUGAGUGUUCUUAAAUGAAAAACAAAUGUAACAUACUACUUCACCUAGAUUUUCACUCCUUGAUUAUUGAUUUAUCUUUGAAAACUGCGUGACAUAUCUUCAAGCAAAUCUCUAUUUAAAUUCCUGUGUAUCACUACUUAAUUAAAUGCUCAGGUACUAUCUCUUUCUGUAUUGUUACUCCUGUAUUAAACCUGUUAGUUCAAUAGGAACUAGAGGGAAAGACUUUUUAAACUAAAAAAAAAAAUUAAUUCUCUCCCCUAUCCCAAGUAUGAUGUGUACUUCAAUGCUGGAAGAUUAGAGAAACAAAUAUGUGCAUGAAACUAGUCUUUCAUAUCAAUCCUAGAGGAGAUGCUAUCCUUUACCCAGCACACACCAGGAAACAUGGGGCUAUGCUAGGAAUGCUUAGCAAAUUUCCCAACUCUUCUUGCAUAAGGUCUUAUAGUUAUUAGUUAUUUUGUCUUUUAUUUUUAAUUCUAAAAACACUAAAAUACCCACGAUACAGACUUAAGUUUAAAUGAUUCACAAAUUAUUUGCAGUUUGGAGAUUCUUUACUUCCUAGAGAAUAUUUGAGCUGUAGGUUAUUGUUUUACAACAAAUUCUGAGGAAUGGGGCAUUAAAAUGCUUUGUUGUCUUGGAAUUUUGUUGCUAUCAUUAGAGCUAGAAAUUUCAUCUUCAGUGCCCAGGACCACCUUCUUUGGGUUCAGUGUUGCCCAGUUUCUCAUUGCUGUAGGGAUCAGCAAAUAUUAGAGUGAUUCCUCUAAAAACCUCCAAGGUGAGAGAAAUAGCAAAAUAAGGUUGAUAUUUGUAAAAUGCUUUAUAGUGUUCAAAACGUUUUGUUCAUGUCAAAUCUGAACUUUACCAUGGGCUUGUCAAUGAGCUGAGGAAAGGCAGAAGAGUGACUUACUAGUGAAAGUCUCAUACAGUCAAGGACAGAACCAAUAUUAAGAACCCAGGUCUUUGGAAUCCUAUUCCAAUUUGUUUUACACUACAUAAGCAGGAAGUGGGAAGAGGAAAGUGAGGACAUUAUGUAGUGAUGAUUUUGAAUUGGUUUCUAUGAUGAUGUUUCUUAAUUCAAUAAGCAUUUAUUAAGUCCCAACCAUGAACUAGGAACUAUGCUAAAUGCUGGGGAUGCCACGCUACCAUCCCUGUUAUUAAGGAGCUUCUAUUUUACCAUGAUAAAAUAUUUACCAGAUGUAGAUAAGCAAAUACAAGGUCAUUGGUAGGAGAAUGGAGUCCACUUGGAACUAGAGGGUGGAGGAAAACCAAGAAAAGCUUCCUCUAGGAGACAGCGCUUGAGUGGGGCUAGAAUUUCAAGAGGUGAGGAGAGAGCAUUUCAAGCCAUAGGAUGUGGAAGGGAAGAGGAACACCCUGUGCCAAAGCUGGCUGCUGGGUUACACAGUCAGCUAUUAGAUUGUUUUUUCCUAUCAUGGUCAUAAAAACUGGGAGAAAGCAAGCAUGUGCUAUAUGCUUUAUAUGAACGAUUCAUUAGAAUGAGCUCCAAGUACUAUUACUCAAGUCUUGGAUAGUUAUAUUUUUGUGAAGAGUCACAGCUAUUAUAAGGAUAUAUAUAUAUAGAGAAUUUGACUUGUAUGAUAAGUUAAUGAUCCCUGUAACCACUCAGCCUCAUCAUGUGCAGAACAAUUACGUUUCAAGCAGUAAUUAGCCAUAGAGAGGAUUGGCAUCAAAAAUGCCCUUGGGCUGAAGGCUGACUGGCAGGAAAAUGGUCCAUUUCACUAAUACCAAUUCAAAGCCUUCUAGUCUACAUUUGCAGUGGUCUUAGAACGAUGCUGGAUCUUGGAUAUUGUCCAGUUAGGCUCCUACAAUAGCAGGCAUCCGCUGUAGCUUUGGGACCUAGAGAAAAGUGGUAGGGCACCAGGACAGCAUUUGAAGAACAGCCAAUGGUCAGACUACCAAUGUGCAUAUAAUUAGGGGUAAGAGCUCCUAGCCAGUCAAUACUGCAUUUCUUUGGGUAGUAGUUUCUUUGGGGAGUGAAAAGUAUGUCUAAGCAUGAAAGUGCAUAAGAGAAGUUCAUGUAUCUAGCUGGCUACAUAUUUAUGGAGAUUUAUGGAUAAGCAUAAUUUAUUAGGGGGGCCAGCGACCCCACUUCUGCUAUUUUCCCUUACAGAGCUUCCUUAAAUUCUCUUUUACUGUUUCUCUAUGAAGAUGGACCUGUCAAGGGAAGUUGUUGAGGCCUUUUUCUCAUUUGUUUGUGUGUGUAUUUGUGUGUGUGUGUUCCAUAUUUGAGGAAGCCAGUGUGGCUUCCUAGUAUCCUUCCUUUCUUCUUUUUUCUUUCUUUCCCCCACCUUUAUCCUUACUGACAUCAUCUGUAGACUAUGAACAAGAGCAUCAGUCAUAGUAGAAAAGCAAUCUAUGAGCCAAGGGAAGUCUGAGGUCAAUGAUGGUACCUGAACUAGUUUAUGAACACAUUCAAGAAAUACAGAGAUAGGACAAAGACUUUUGAUUGUAGUUUUGUUUCUCAUCUUCCAAAAAGUAUCAUGUCUUAAAGGUCAAGAAUAUAAUGUUUUUAACCCUUCAGUGUGUAUUAUAUUUUCGAAAGAAAGUUUGGCUAAAAUCAGGUAAUAAUGUUGUAUAUGGUAUAUUUUACCCAUUAUUAGGAUAGUAAAAAAAUUUUAACUUGAAAUUAUAACAUCUGUUUCUUAUAGGUCAAGAACUGAGAAAUGCUGAAUGAAAAUAUUUUUGUGAUUUUUAAGUGUUUGUUUUAUAAUUUUCAUGUAUAUGAAAAUUGUGGUUUAACUUUGUAGGUGUCAUUGUUGGACUCCAAGAUUAAUUGUCAUUUCUUUUAUAUCACAUUGUGUUGCUGGAUGUAUUUUGAAGGACAAUGUUUUUUAAGUUAGAAUUUGUGUAUUUUAUAAUUUACAUAAUGCAUGGCAGGUCAAUAUUUUUACAUGCAUUUUUCAGAGGCAAGAGUUUCUAAAAAUGAAUUAGAAAUGACCAUGUAUGUGUAACUUUAGUGCUAAAUUUAAGCUAUCUGUUUAAUGUGAACAUCCAAAAUAUUUACAUUUUUUUCUUGAAAGAUAAAUGGUCCCUCAUUAUGUAGAAAUGUUAUCAGAUGUUAAUAAUGUAUGGUUCCUGGUAAAGUUGUUUUUUUGUUAGAAUAUUUAAUUGUGGCUUUCUUUCUUAAAAUUUAUAAUGGCUCAAAAUGUGUUGCACAAAAACUAGCUGACUGAAUUUAACUCAUGCUCCAGUUGCUGUUUUACUGAGAUUCUUAGAAUUGUGCAUCUUUUAAUAAGUGUUUUUGCAGACAUUGUUCUGUGUUUCAUCAAAGAGUCUACCCUAUUGAAUUUAAAGGGAUGGCCUAAUUUGUGUUAUAUGUGAGAUGUAAUAGAGUUCAUCUUUGAAACAUUCAUUCCAUUAAAGAGAAAAUAGAAGUGCUGAGAAGCUGAUGGUCAUUAUCAUUUAAUUCCAAUUCGAAACUGAAGAAAUUUCAGCAUAUUACAUAAGAAUUAGUUUUUUUAAAGGAAAGUUGAUAAUUCACCUCAUCUCAACCAAGGGCCUUUGAAAAAUGGGUUUUUACUCGAUAUCACUAUGAACUUAGAGGAAAACCAAAACUAUCAAUAUGACAUAUAUGCUCUAAGCUAUUGUAGUUGUCUGAUGUUGUACUUAGUCAAUGUGUGCAUCAAAAAACACUGUAUUCCUAGUUACCAUAGAAGAAAAUUGUUCAAAUAAAGAUACAGAUAUGUU
This is a messenger RNA of Monodelphis domestica (gray short-tailed opossum), 12493 nucleotides long. It is a transcript of the gene MYO5A, whose product is annotated as myosin VA. Gene Ontology annotation, cellular component: membrane; myosin complex; cytoplasm. NCBI's taxonomy places the organism in Eukaryota, Metazoa, Chordata, Mammalia, Didelphimorphia, Didelphidae. The record is from RefSeq and is a predicted model, not a curated record. Gene Ontology annotation, biological process: actin filament organization. Gene Ontology annotation, molecular function: ATP binding; actin filament binding; microfilament motor activity.